UAAACGCUCAAACUAAACUGACAUAUGUGCUACCAGAAGAAGUAGUGCAUACACUGGCUGAAGUAAACAACAUUGUUUACAAAAUGACCAAAGCAAAUAAAACGCCGCAAAAAAGCAGUGAGCCAAAUAUAAAUGCUUCCCUGACACCAGUUCGAUAUUUGGACAGCCAGCGGCUGCGGUCGCCCACAAGUCACGACGCGAAUUUGGCCACCUGCAAAACGAGGUUGGAAACCAUAGUUAAACAACUCCAGGAUAACUACGCCAAAUGGCAGCUGGCCCAACAGCGGGGCACCUCCAUUUGCUAUACUAUCGAGGCCAAGAAGACCAAGUGCCUGGAGAAAAGCCAGGAUGAAGGCAGCUCCACUUACCCGGAUGAUUUACUCUUGCCCUGCAACAAGUUGGCCAUCAUAGCCUCUAUUUUCGGGGAUAUCGCAAAUAAUACAAAGGAGAUUUUAAGACAAUUGAGGGCUAUAUGUAAACUACCAGGAUCUGCAGCGGAGACGAUAUUCUACAGGUCCUGGACGUUGCCACAAUUCGUGGUUUUCGCAAAGGAGCUAUCCGAAAGAUAUGAAGAGGAGGCCCUGGUCAAAAAAGAAGUUGCCGAAAACAUUGCCCACUCGACCGAAAGAAGCCAGCUAAUUGCGUACACAACCUUAUGGGAAUUUCCCGAGCACGUGGAUUCCUAUGUGCAUCUGGGAUUUCUUCUCCUUGCCGAAGAAGUCAGUUUAAGAUAGUAAAUUAAACAACUUUUUAAAUUGUUAAUGCAACACUUUGUUUCUAUCAAAUGUUUAUGUUGGGCAGUAAAACUUCAUUACAGUUUGAGAUUAUGCGAAAGCUUAGCCAAGAAAUACAACUCUAUAAACUUAAAUCCUAUUAGAAAAUGGGAAUGAAACUAUUAAA
Drosophila yakuba is the source of this 900-nucleotide messenger RNA. Its product is annotated as cyclin-dependent kinase 2-interacting protein. NCBI's taxonomy places the organism in Eukaryota, Metazoa, Arthropoda, Insecta, Diptera, Drosophilidae. The transcript has 3 exons. The record is from RefSeq and is a predicted model, not a curated record. The coding region runs from base 84 to 734 and encodes 216 amino acids.